CCGCCUUUAUACAGUCCACAAUUUUUUACAACUCAUUUAGCUUUGUUGCUAGGUGGUGAAAAAAGCAAUGGGUGAUAUCAACUCAUUCCUUAUGCAUAAUUAUAUCAUAUGCUUCUUACUUAUGUUGCUUAUGAAUUGUUAUUUACUGCUUUUUCGUUGGAGAAAUGAAUACUUUGAUUUCCACACAAGCAGAUAUGAAGUAGGCUACACAGACAUCAGCCAAUUUGAAAUAACCAAAUUGAAAUACUUUGGGCCCUUUAAUUUUGGGCAAGGUACCCUCAGGCCCCCAACCAUCGAUUGUUCCACGGACAUAAGUUGCAGCUGAUGCAUGCAUCAGUCCUUUCUUUGAAGUUAAAAGUUUGGGCCUGAAUGGCUGUAGGCAAGGUGUGAUAUCUGGUCAUAUUCUCAUAAUCGAAACUCUUGACCUGACUCAAAAGAGGUCGAUCACUUCUUUAAAUAUAUAUAUAUUUUUUGUAAACUCAGAAAAAAGAACUGAUGUCUUCUUAUUUAACCAUGUUUUGUUAUAUUUAAAUGCUUUAUAAUAAUGUUCAAGGUGUACAACAUAACUGUAGAAUUAGGCCUGCAUCAUGUGUCUUCAAUUAUAGUCAUCUUUUUGACUAUGGUAUUACCCGCAUUCCCCUUGAACAUUGCUUGACACGCAUCAUUUUACUCCUCUAAAGACUUGAAUCAUUACCAUCUACUUUAAAAGGUAGAGGAGACAUCAUCUUAUCUUGGCCAUUGACUCCAUUUUAUUGGUCAUGCUGAUCUAAUUUCAAAUGUUAAGGUGAUCAAGUGCAAAUUGGGGGAAGUAAGUGGAGGUUAUCCUAAAAAUAAAUAUAUAAAAUUACUGACAAAAUAUUAGCAAGAAGCCGUAGGACUCUGUUUGAAAAGUAGAAGCAACACCUCAUCGAAAACAAGAAAUAACAACUCAUCAUUGUCUGUGAAUAUUAUAUUCUUGGUACCUCGAUCAUAUUGGCUUUUCAUUAAUGUUUUUACAUCCCUCAUAAUGAAGGUCAAGAACGACAAAACAACGGAUGGUAAAACCAGUGUCCAAAAGCCCCUAGAAUGAAAACCAGGGAUGGUUUUGUCAUAGCCUACUGAAUUUGCAUUACACUUUAUUAUAAUACCAACAAAAACAACUCUGCUUAUUCAGACUGCCCAUUAACUGAUUAAAGUAAUUGAUUCACUAAAAUUGUAAACUUUUCUCAUAUUGUUUCUUUUCCCAUUCAUAGUAUAUAUAUACCCAUCCAAUACAAUAGUCUCAUCUCAAACCACCGACUUCAGAGAUUGAAAAGCUUUAUAUAUAAUAUACUCUCAUUUAUAUCAUAUUUUCUCUGUUUUUUAUGUUUUUUGGGUUGCGAGUGAAGAAGAAAAAGAAGAAAUGUCGAAUACAGCUGGUCAAGUCAUAUGUUGCAGAGCUGCUGUGGCAUGGGAAGCAGGGAAGCCAUUAGUGAUUGAAGAAGUGGAGGUGGCUCCUCCACAGAAAAUGGAGGUCCGUCUGAAGAUCCUCUGUACCUCUCUCUGCCACACUGAUGUCUACUUCUGGGAAGCCAAGGGACAGAACUCCGUGUUUCCUCGGAUUCUCGGGCAUGAGGCAGGAGGGAUUGUGGAGAGUGUGGGAGAGGGCGUGACCGAUCUUGCACCAGGUGACCAUGUGCUUCCUGUCUUCACCAGUAAGUGCAAAGAUUGUGCUCAUUGCAAAUCAGAAGAGAGCAACAUGUGUGAUCUCCUCAGGAUUAACACCGACAGGGGAGUGAUUAUUCAUUAUGGAAAAUCGAGGUUCUCGAUCAAUGGCAAGCCUAUUUACCAUUUUGUCGGAACAUCCACCUUUAGCGAGUACACUGUGAUCCAUGUUGGUUGUGUUGCCAAGAUAAACCCCCUUGCCCCUCUCGACGAAGUUUGCAUUCUCAGCUGUGGAAUCUCCACAGGCCUUGGUGCCACUUUGAAUGUUGCCAAACCAAAAAAGGGCUCAACUGUUGCAGUAUUUGGUUUGGGAGCUGUAGGCCUUGCUGCUGCAGAAGGCGCCAGAAUUUCUGGGGCUUCAAGAAUUAUUGGUGUUGAUCUGAAUGCUAACAGAUUUGAACUAGCAAAGAAGUUUGGCGUGACAGAGUUCAUCAAUCCAAAAGACCAUAACAAACCAGUUCAAGAGGUGCUUGCUGAGAUGACUGGUGGAGGAGUGGACAGAAGCAUUGAAUGUACUGGCUACACCGAUGCCAUGAUUUCAGCAUUCGAAUGUGUCCACAAUAAUACUGCAGGUAGGAAACCUUCAAUGAAAGCUGGAACUGUGAGCAAAUAUGUGGCUCAAAUGGCCAACAAUGCUGGGAUUUCUCUUUGGCUAAUAGGUACUUGUAAAUGUUAUUAGGAGGUAUUUUCGUUGUAGUUACGGUUCCCAAUCGGUUUUAUCCUUGUUGUGAUUGAAUGAACUAAGUUAUAAAACUUAAGAAGUGUUGGAACUAGGAACUCCAGAGGACCUUCCCCUUCUGACCGAGUUCUCUUAUAGCAUCUCUCUCUUCAUUGUACAUAAAAUUGAAGAAAGCUAGGACAUAAUUCGUUAGAUGAAAUCGGUGUUGUAUCCACCAUCCUUUUAUGCUGUAAUGAAAUGCAUGCCAUUAUAUCCCGAAAAUUCAAACCUGUCUCACGUUUCAUUAAGCAUUCCGUGGAUGAUUGGAAAACUCCAUUGACUUUCACUACCAGUUACUCAGUAGAAGGAUUUGAUGAUGAAUGUAAAUUGGGGAUUGCUUUAUUCUUAUCAUGUUCUUUUCUUUUCCUAAAUGUUUUGGUGGUGGCACACUGGUGUUUUGACUUGGAAUUUGCGUAGUUAUGAAAUUGCUAUAAGCAUGACUUUGUGUAUUGUGUCAUUGUAUUUCUUUGGCUGUAGUGGUAUUUUCCUAUGCUUAGCAUUGUCUUAUAGUUGUAGUGUUUUAUGCUGCUGCUCUCUCCAGAUCUGGUUUUUUAUAU
Cornus florida is the source of this 2958-nucleotide messenger RNA. Its product is annotated as alcohol dehydrogenase 3-like. Gene Ontology annotation, cellular component: cytosol. Gene Ontology annotation, molecular function: S-(hydroxymethyl)glutathione dehydrogenase [NAD(P)+] activity; zinc ion binding. The transcript is spliced from 9 exons. Gene Ontology annotation, biological process: formaldehyde catabolic process. The record is from RefSeq and is a predicted model, not a curated record. The coding region runs from base 1382 to 2362 and encodes 326 amino acids. NCBI's taxonomy places the organism in Eukaryota, Viridiplantae, Streptophyta, Magnoliopsida, Cornales, Cornaceae.